AAGCUGUGACGUCACGCGCCCUCUCCGUUGCCGUGGCGCGCACGCGCAAUCAGCUCAGUGCGCUUCCGAUUCAGGCCUUGCCGCCCGCCGUCUCCAUUUUGAGCGAGUUUGUUUUGUGUGUGCCAUUUUUGGGGCCCCUGUUUCCGGUGUCAUGCGCGUCCCAUGGUAAAGAUGACGACGUUGUUACCUCGGGGUCACCGGCAGCACUGCUACCUGUGUGACCUGCCCCGCAUGCCAUGGGCAAUGCUACACGAUUUUUCCGAGCCCGUCUGUCGGGGCUGCGUCAACUACGAAGGCGCCGAUCGCAUCGAGGUAGUGCUCGAAACAGCACGCCAAAUGAAGCGGGCGCACGGAUUCCCCGAUGUUGCACGUCCAGUCUACAAAACACUCAACGGUGCACCUCCUGAAGUUCACAGAAGCGAUGUACAUCGAGCUGCACCCGUUGCACCGCCACCAGAGGUGCACCGAACGGUUUUGCCCGUCGACCGAACGAGCUACGAAAGGCGAGCGGCGAUGGUGGAAUACAGUCAGCGGAUGCGAGCUGUCGACGAUGCUAGGGUGAGCGUCUCGGCGCAUGGCAUGCCGCCUUCCAGGCAGAAUUCAGUGGCUUGCAAGCGAGAACGCGAUGAGGAAGACGGCACGUCGGCUGCACCCGAGCCGUCGAAGAGGGCAGCCCUCGAGUCGGAUAGCGGUCCACCACCUCGGCCUCCGCUCACGAGGGGCGAGUCGCUGCCGACUACAGUCAUGGGGGUGCCCUUCGAUAUUCGAGGCUACAAGAAGGAGCAUGCGAUGGUUGGAAGGGUCUAUUCGUUCGACACUGCAACGUCACUCAAGUCUGCCGGUUAUGGCAGCGGUGGCAGUGUCUGUAGUACCCCGAGCUCAACCGCAAGCGCUCUGUCUCCUCUGAGCAGCCGUACUGCCGCCCAAUCUCCCGAAGUGGCCACAGGUGCUCCCCCCAGCCUCCAAAACGGCUCUAACGGACCAACAACUGGUCCGAGCCCAAUGGCGGCACUCAUGUCCGUUGCUGAUGCUCUGCCUCCCGGAUCACCUCGCACUGGAGCCGAGACAGGCAGUGCUCCAUCCAGACCUCGCCACUCACCGCCAGUUGCCCCGUCAAAGAAGUCCUCUCGACACGAGCCUGACGCCGGCGCCAUCUCUGCAGCAAGUGGAGAGACCGCAUCGUCGGCUUUGCCAACCCUCAAGUGCACCCUGUGUCAGGAGAGGCUGGAGGACACCCACUUUGUUCAGUGUCCAUCUGUUCAGGGACACAAGUUCUGCUUUCCUUGUUCACGCGAGAGCAUCAAGUCGCAGGGCGCGGCCAGCGGGGGCGAAGUCUACUGUCCAAGCGGAGAGAAGUGCCCCCUUGUGGGGUCAAGCGUCCCCUGGGCGUUCAUGCAAGGGGAAAUUGCCACGAUUCUGGGCGACGAAUACAAGAUGCAGCCAAAAGGAGCGUCUCAGCCUCCCGUCUCAACAUCGGCCGCAGACUCUUAGAGCGGUCUCCGUGAUUGAACUCUGAUCUUGUCUCUUGUGGAGUGGAAUUGCUCUGACCCACUCUGUCCAAGCAUGGAGCUUUUGGCUGGCUGUCCGCGACGAGGUGUUGUUUGUGAGGACCUCAAAGGCCAACAGAGGUCGCUUUGUCGGCUCGGACCGUGUCCGAGGCUUGAACCUCGCGGGGAUGUCUGGACCGGAGGACAACUGUCCCACAAAGCUGCCCCCUCCUCUGUCUGCAACUUGUAGUUGCUGCGGGCAUGCGACCGGUCAUUUCUCAUUUCGACUUUUACAGCACUUGUCUGGUAUCUCUCUUUUCUCAACUUUCAUUGGUGCAGCCUUCCAUUCCACUUGUUUCGUAGUGCUCUGACCUCGACUCGGUGUCCACGUGAUGUGAGUGUCCUGAAUUGUUGGGUGAGGACGUUUGCUUUCGCUAGGAAGAUUGCGCACGACGACGACGUCUUCUAGACCCGCUGCUUUGUCUCACCCGUCCGAAAGCUCUCCGAACUGUGUGGUUUGCCGCGACCUCGCGAGGUAAUACUCUGCCCCCUCAACCCAUACAGGAUGAACUCUUUUUGUUGUUUUUGUUUUUGGGGACUUGUUUUUGACAGUUCUUAAAAGCCACUAGUCAAGAGGACCUGGUUACGGUGUCGCCUAGCGGAUUCCACCAAGUCUGCCCUCCCCCACUUGUUGAAGCUUUGUAAAUAAAUACGGCACACAGUCCA
Ornithodoros turicata is the source of this 2213-nucleotide messenger RNA. RefSeq names its product interferon regulatory factor 2-binding protein 2-like. Bases 163 to 1491 code for a protein of 442 amino acids. Lineage: Eukaryota; Metazoa; Arthropoda; Arachnida; Ixodida; Argasidae. Gene Ontology annotation, biological process: regulation of transcription by RNA polymerase II. Gene Ontology annotation, molecular function: transcription corepressor activity. The transcript is spliced from 2 exons. Gene Ontology annotation, cellular component: nucleus. The record is from RefSeq and is a predicted model, not a curated record.